Molecule: messenger RNA, 1091 nt
Organism: Aspergillus sclerotioniger CBS 115572
Lineage: Eukaryota; Fungi; Ascomycota; Eurotiomycetes; Eurotiales; Aspergillaceae
Exons: 2
Coding region: 103-771 (222 amino acids)
Source: RefSeq, a predicted model, not a curated record
CACUAUCAGCAGGUAUCGGAAUAUGACAUGUUCGAGUCGGAGAAAUUGACAACUCAAUUUGUUUCUAGGCGCGCCCUUCAAUUGCCUUAGUACUUCCCCAUCAUGUCCAGUUCGAGAUCAAUACACCCGCCUUCAAUUGCGUCAACCUCAUCCGCUGCCAAAUUCUUCAGCCUACCUAUCGAGAUCCGGUACAACAUAUACGAACAACUCCUCGUUGUACCUCAUCCACUCCACGUGUUCCAAGAUCCCGGGUGCCCAAUAGAGGUCUUUGCACCUGCAAAACCCUAUGCAUGGCUUGCAUUGAUCUACGUCAAUCAACAGAUUUCCGCCGAGGCUCGGACAAUUUUAUACGGCGCGAACCGAUUCGAUUUCCAGGAAAUGGAGACCGUGCGGCGUCCACCCAGCCUCCUAGAAUCCUUUUUUAGUUGUAUUGGCCCUGUGAAUGCGGGAUUUUUGUCCCACAUAUGCAUCAAUUUCCCGGACACUGAGAGGGAGGCUGGUCAGUUGGGAGAUAUCAGACUUCGAGACGAUGGCUUGCAGAGAUUGCGGGUUCUCCAGGAACAGUGUACUGGCUUGAAGACAUUGGAGUUUUUAAAGGAGGAUCAGAUCAAGAACGAGUUAGUAAAAGAGGUUUUGUUGGAUAUCAAUGCGUCAGUCAGAAGUAUUGGUUCUCUGAACAAUAUUGUUCUUAGGAGUUAUAGCGGACCUGUAGCUCCUUCAGUACGAGAGCUCUUGCAAGGACUUGGGUGGACUGUCUUGAUGGGCGAUUGAUAAGUGCCCUGCCACAAGUGAAGUGGGAGGCGAAAUGUACUCUCAUGUCCACUAGAAGUUUGAUGUUGGAUAGAUCUGUUUUGUAAGUUGGUUUAUUCCUCAGUUGCGUCGGUCGUAAUGCCAUUUGGUAGAAAUUAAUUGUUUCAGUUGUCAGUGCUCCGUACACAGAGUGAUGCUGAUCAAGAUAUGGCUUGGUGGUCGGCGUUCGGCCCGAACAAGGGAACUGCAAAAGAGCUCAGUCCAGCUCAGUUACUAUGAAUAUCUCGUGUACCGAACCAAUGCACAACCACCUUGAAAAAGUGACACACGGCUACUGUAAG